This is a messenger RNA of Quercus lobata, 973 nucleotides long. It is a transcript of the gene MUB4, whose product is annotated as membrane-anchored ubiquitin-fold protein 4 precursor. The transcript has 4 exons. NCBI's taxonomy places the organism in Eukaryota, Viridiplantae, Streptophyta, Magnoliopsida, Fagales, Fagaceae. Gene Ontology annotation, molecular function: protein binding. The coding region runs from base 311 to 667 and encodes 118 amino acids. The record is from RefSeq and is a predicted model, not a curated record.
AAAAUUUGGCCUAAAUUUCCAAAACCCAAAAAGAAAGAAAGAAAGAAAAACCCAAACCCAAAAGCAUCAAUCAAGAUCGGGUCUUCUCUAACUCUUCUCUACUCUAGGGUUUCUCUCUCUUCUCUCUGUCUCUUAGGAAUCUAUCUGGUCUUUCAUUCUCACUAACCCUAGAGAAAAGCAAAGCUCGCGAUUCUUUUCUUUCAUUCCAGGGGUUUUCAGGAUUUCUCGUGGCGGAUUGGGCCGCUGGUUUGUGUAGAAAGGGUGGUGGUACGGAAACGUUUUACGGGAUUGAAUUGGUGGAGGAGCUCAAAUGCCGGAGGAGGAACUGGUUGAGCUCAAGUUCCGAAUCUACGAUGGGUCAGAUAUUGGUCCCUUCCGCUACUCGCCGGCCUCCACUGUAGCAAUGGUCAAGGAGAGAAUUGUGUCAGAGUGGCCAAAAGAUAAGAAAAUCAUACCCAAGGGAGCAAAUGACAUAAAGCUGAUAAAUGCUGGAAAAGUAUUGGAAAACAACAAGACUGUUGGCCAGUGUAGAGUACCUUUUGGUGAGCUUCCAAGAGGAGUUAUCACCAUGCAUGCUGUUGUGCAGCCAUCUUUAGCAAAAGCAAAAACAGAAAAGAAGGUUGAUGAUGUCCCAAGAAAAAGUUUUUGUUCAUGUUCCAUAUUGUAACUCGUAAGUGAGUCCGUCUUGAUUCAGCACUAAGUUUGUGAGGCUGCCUCGGGUUUCUUCUUGGGACCUCCUAAGCCACAGAGAUGAGUAGCUGCAGGAAAGACAAAAUAAUUUGUGGAAGUCCCCAUCCCUCAUUGUUACAUGUUUGUUGGAGGGCAUUCCUGUGUAACAGUGCAUGUCGGUGAUGAUGAUGUAUUAGCAUUUUAUAAAAUGCGUGUUUGAUGUAUUUUGGUAGCUGCAGUCCUACAUAUUCGAUUAACAUAUAUAAAAGCCUUAAUGUGUUUCACAAUUUAAUAUGUUGCUGAA